CCGCUCUGUGCUCGCCAUGAUUCGCUUAUUAGCGCAGAAAUUUGCUCAAAACUGUUUACAAGCCAGCAGCCCACCCUCCUUCACAGGAGGUCCUCUCGGCGUCCGCGGUCGCGGUUGUGUGUGCGCCAACUGGCCUGCGGUUUAAACGUGGAUUGAAAGGUCAAGUUAUGUCUUGAAAGUGCUGUGCGUUUGAGUGCGUCGGUUCCUGCACGUCGCGGUAUGACGACCCUGCGAUGACGGCGAAUUAGCUCGUUUCAAUGGCUGUCAACUCGCCGGCGACUUCGCAACGCCAGGACGAAUCUGCCGACAAUGUGUCUUUCGAGGAUUACGUCGGUGUGCUGUGCUACCAUAGUGAUACGCGAUGUGGCUUGGUGGACUACCCACACAAGGGCCUGUGGUUGCCCCACAAGGAGAUCGUGCCCGGCGAAAGCUGGGAUUCUGCGAUGGAGACCUUGCUGCGAGACUUGUCGAUCAGGUCGUUCACCAAUCAGGGCAUCAUACAAGUGUUGCGGAUACAGCCAGCUCUUCACCGGCCAUUCUUCACGAGAGUCAUCUUCGCAGUACGGGUGAAUGAACAGACAGAACAGCCCUCUGAAGAAGCGCUGCCAAACCAGGUUCGCAUGCAAUGGGUGUCAGCCGAGGAGAUCCAGCGCAUGGUGAAGCUGCGGCCGCUGCCAUUCCUAGGGGUGGAGCCCGCCGAUCUUUGCAAGCUGCUGCUGCAGAACCGGCAGCCACCCGUGCCGUGCGAGUUUCUCGAGAUGAACGCCAGCACGCCGCUGACAGCACAGGGCACGCCUGCACGCCCCAAUGUGCCCGCCCGAGAGUCCCAAAUCGAGCAGAUGCUGGAGUCGGCAAAAUUUGGUCAACAAGAGCAAGAUGCCGUGCGCUUCGACUUCUUCAAGGUUACAAAGCCGAGCACAUACAUGAAUGAGGCAAUAUUCCAGAAGUACGUCACUGGCCUAGGUUGGGAAACGUCGCCACAGCUGUCUGACCUGUUCAGAGCAAUGGACGUGCACAACCGUGGUGCGCUGACCUUCAAGGAGCUGGUGCUUGGGCUGGCGGCCAUGGAACCGGGAACACAGCAUGGCGGCAACCCUGGCGAGCAGCGCUGUCGUCACAUCUUUCGCCUCUAUGACACCAACUGUGAUGGCAUCAUGGAGUAUUCAGAGUUCAGAAAGAUGGUCAAGGACAUCCAAAUCAUGAGAGGGAUCACCAUGGAUGAGGCUGCGCUGGACAAGUUCACCGCUACAAGUGCAGUGAGCUUUAACUUGCCGAAUGGUGGACAGCUGCCGCUGAAUGAGUUCCUUCUGGCUGUUGGACAGCUCAAGUUCAGGGGGACCUCGCUGCUGUUCCGGUCAUCAUCUUCGGUGUUGCCCACGCUCAAGAAGAAGUACACACAGGAAUCGCUCAUCGAGCCCACCACUAAGAGGUCCAAAAUGUUCCAUCCAACCAUCGGCAACGAAAAUAUGGAUCAAAGUGCUGUGUCCGCCGUAGAAGACUCGGCAUCAGCCGAAGCCACCAGCCGGUUCCCUUCUCAGGUCGGUCACUACGAGUUGGCAACUCACUCAGUCAAGGUGCGUCGUACCGGCACCCUUGUGGAUGUUCUCUCACUUUGGCAACUUGAGGGCACGGCUGCCCUCACAAAAAGUUCUCGACUGGGUGAGAAGACGCGGUUUGAAAGGCUGCCUUCAAUGGAUUCAUUCAACCAAAAGUCCCAUGCCAACGAGAUGCUGGCAGGCCUGCGGUACUUUGAGCGGGCCAUCCGCAAGGACAACCCAGAGGGACGCCCUGGAGGGGGUCGCAUGUCCAAGGACGCCUUCAGCUGGGGCGAGGUGGAUCGGCAGGCCCUUGCACGCUGUCUGCUUGCCAUGUGCCGGCAGACGCGCGACAUCAUGUUUACCGAGCCGCGGCUGCUGAAGCUCAGCGUGCCCACCUACAUUCUGGGUGACAUCCACGGCAAUUACCGGGACCUGGUGUGCUUUGAGAAGGCACUCUGGCGAAUGGGGCCUGUGUUGACGCCAGCCAACUUCCUCUUCCUCGGCGAUUACGUUGACCGAGGAGAGCACGGCGUAGAGGUCAUUGCACACCUGUUUGCCCAGAAGAUACUGGCGCCCGACAAAUUUUUUCUCCUCAGAGGCAACCACGAGGUGCGGAGUGUGCAGAAGAUGUUCACCUUCUACAAUGAGUGCGUGAACAAGUUUGGAGACCGUGUCGGCGUGGAGGUCUGGGAGCAGAUAAAUGCCUGCUUCGACGUCAUGCCGAUAGCUGCUGUGGUGGACACAAAGGUGUUCUGUGUGCAUGGGGGCAUUCCUCCUCCAUGGCUUGGUGGCGGCUACCUGGCUGCGAUAAACCAGAUUCCGAAACCACUGAAUGAUCCCGAAAGCCAGUCAUCACUUGCCUGGGAACUCAUGUGGAGCGACCCCAUUUCCACCGAAGCGGACCAGCAGAGGGACUUUGUGCCCAACAUGAAGCGAGGCACAGCGCACAUGUUCAGCGCCGAGGCCCUCGAGGAGUUCCUGGCCCGCAACGAGCUCUCGCACGUCGUCCGGGCGCACGAGGUCCAGCAGGCUGGAUUCCAGGUGCAGCAGAAAGGCAAGUUGUUGACCGUCUUCUCGUCGUCGCACUACUGUGGUGGGUCCAACGAGGCGGCCUGCAUCCUGGCAGACCGGCAGAAAUUGAGGACGAUUCGACUGGACACUACCUGAGCGUCGCCUAUCCACCUCUGCUCUCAUAAUUGCCUCCAUUCCCUUCUCUGACUGCUCGUUGUGUACGGAAGUGCGAUGGACAACUUCAGUGUACAGGGCUCAAGCCGUUAUUUUCAUACAAUAUGCACUGCAUUGCUGGCAUAUGCGCACGAUUAUCGAACUGAGAUAAAGCUUCCUUGCUUGUUUUUUUUUUUUUUUUUAAUAUCUUUCCUUUUCUUACUCAAAGCCUCUCAUUUUCAUCACUUCCUAGGUUUCUUUGUUUCUGAUGCUCCUGGCAGAACAUAUCUAUGUAAAUGCACUAAAGAUGUGUGCACUUCACUACACCUUGUUUUAAUUCUUUCAUUUGCCGAUUAGCGUGUAUAUAGGGCAUUAAGAAUUGAUUUGCUGAACUGCUGUUAGACAUGUCAAGUGUCUGUCACUGGCAUGUCUGGUAGCAUGAUAGUCUGCUGUAGGUGUGUUUUGUUUAGUGAUUCGAAGUUUGUGUAAGUGUACAUGCAAGCAUGCACCAAAUGUUUUGUUUACGACAUGCUUACAGUUGACUUGAAGCACUUCACUGCAUCUUGGGGGUUUUGAAACAGUAGUCGCUAAUUUGCCGACUAGUUGCAUAGGGUGUUAGUAAGUGCUUCAAACACCUUAUUUUAAUUAGCUUGUGGCUUUUGCAAUAUAUAUAGUUACUUAUUUCGUUGAUUAGCGACAUAUAGGGCAUUAGGAAUUAAUUGACCAAACAGCUGUUGGACAUAUGAAAAGUUUUUCACUGUCACAUCAAGCAGUGUGAUAUUCGAGUGUAAGUGUUUUGUUUCCGUGGUUGGAAGGUUAUACUUAUGAGCGUGCAGUGAAUUCUUUUUCUGUUGCAUGCAUAAGUUGGUUUGAAUCUGAAAAGGUCACCACAACAUGGCCUUGUGUACCGAACACUGAUUCAUCUAGACGUAAUGAGCACCACUUCACGAUUGGAGAUGGAUCUUUAUUGAUCUGAUGGUUGAUGUCAUUCUGCAUAGUGCAUUCAGUGAAAAGAGCUGAAUCUUUGCCCUUCUCAGAUGCUUAUGGGAAGUCUGUAAGCCAGUGCUAAGUAGCGAGAUGGUAAGGCACUUAUAAUUGAUUAAAGGUUUUCACAAGCGUGCACACCUUUUGACAUAUUCAGUUAUGCUUUUUGUUUUAUUGUCAUAGAACCACUUGCCAUUUUAGCACUUCUUUGUGAACAUCAAUUUGUUACUUUUAUGGAAUAAUGUCUCUUCAAAACCCUACGAUUAAAAACGUACAGAUUAUGAGGAAGGAACUUUAUAGUACUUGAGUUGGAAUUUAAUUUUUGUGCAGUUUAUGUUGAGAGUAUGUUUUUAGGAUCAACGAUGGUGUCGUUCAUGCUACACUUGCAACCAUGCUUUAUUCCUUACUGCCUGACAAGAUGGCUUCCACCUCAAUGUGCCACUGUCCUCACACCUAGCGCCAUCAUGUGUUUGGUGUGGAAACUGCAGCACUCGUAAUGCUGCCGUCUAUAGACUAUUUACAUAACUGCUGCUCAUUGGCGCUGCUUCACUCUCAUCACAAUGCACAAGGUGAACACGAAACACUAAUAAAUUGUAUAUCCCACCAUGCUAACUUCUUUUACACAGCCUUGGCAAGGUAAUAACUAUUCAUCCAAAAAAAUUCGAAAAGCUCAGUGUGUCUGGAAUCUACUGGCACUGAAAGGGGUAAAGUUAAACCUUCAUCCAUGCCAUUAGUUUUCAAAUAAUGGCAAGGUCAUUUUCUGAUACUAUUUAAGCCUAAAUUCAUUCCACCAUUGAUCUCUCCAUUUUCACCAUGAGAAAAGUUACCCUUUGUGGUGUGGUAAAAUAUAUGCUAGCUGCAGUUUGCAUGAAACUAUAUAUUGCAUUUCAUGGCAUGUAACAAUGAUGGCUGAGUACAUUUUUUACACUUAUGAUAGCACAGAGAUUUGUAAGUUUAAUGUUGUUAUAAAAGUUACUCUCGUAAAAAGCAGCACCUGUGAUACUGGUUCUUGUUACUGUGUGUAUUGCUUACAAUGUGAUUGUUUACACGUUGUGUCACACAGAAUAUAAUGCCGAUGGCCCCAGGCCAGCGAGCCUUUUCUGAUGUGUGGAAUUGAAUCGUAAAAUAGGCUUAGCUUGGUGCCAGCUCAGAUUGGACUGUUAGAGUAUAUGUGAAGCACAGAUCUAGCUCAUGUUAUGCCAUCUCUGAACUGUUUUGAAUGACAUUUGUUGCAUUUAGAAGAAAAUCUUACUCUAAUUGCUGUUGAGAGCGGAUUUUUAAUUUAGACCUGAGAUUUAUUUAACUUAGGGGGAAAAAAAAGUACAGUACCAGUCUACAACUUUAAUUCACUGCUACAAAAACGUACUAUUUCAAUCCCGUGAACUGCAUCUUGUUAAGAGCAAAUCGAAUAUGUUUCCAGUUUGCAUACAGAUCUGAAAUGUGCUUGUGCUAUGCUUGUGCUGAAAUGUGCUAUACAGAUCUGAAAAAAGAAAAGAAAGAAGAGUGUUCAUUAGUUUUCCCAUGCUUUACAGAAUACAUGUUUUAAUAAGUAAGUGAAUCAUUCACAUUUCGUCGCUACAUACUGCAGUACUCUCAUUACUGCGCAUUUCCAGAACUCAACAGUUACAUGCCAAAGUAGCCUACACGGUACAUUAGGUGCCGGCUCACAUACUUGUUGCGGAAACUGCCAUCGAGCUAUCUUUAUAUGAAUGGAUAGCUUUGCGCAUUGUCCUCGCUUGCGACCACUACUUAAGAAUCAUCAUUGGUGCUUUUGUUGCAGCUUCGCGUCGACUGAUCAAGCCAAGCGAAAUGUGAUCCGUUUAGUAGUUGAACUUGUGCAUAAAAGCAGUUCAUAAAAGUACAUAGCUGUUACUGUGCAUGUCGUGCGCAUUGCACAUGAUUUGCCAAAUUUACACAGCGAAGCUGUUAAGGGAACUUUCACAACCGUUUUCGUGUGGCGAUGGCGUGCGAAGGCUUGCUCGGUAUCAAAUGUCAAAUCAAAGAACAACCAUUAACACAACCUGCAUUAGAGUAUCGAAUUUUUGCUUUGAAACAUUAUCAGUGAUUAUGAAAUAAAAGUUACCUCAUUUAUACCUCACUCGAAUAGGCAAAAAAUUUUUUUCACAUGGUUUUUUAGGCAGUAAUUGGUGAUUUUUGUUUCUCAUGUUGCAUUUCACUGGCUCCACAUUGGAGGUCAGCUAGGAGUUAGUAUAAUGCGGCCGUGAUGGCGUUGUCCAGCAGUGCAGCCUGCAAGGAAACCCUGAAGCGGCCAUACGACCAGGGUGUCUACGAUGAAUCAUCGCCAAGAACAGCCAGCAAACAGACCCCUAGUUCUACCGACAGUGUGUGAGAACUCGCUUAUACAGCUUUGCUGUCUUUGAUGUAUCAGUUGCUCAGAUUGGCAUGGAUCUGCAAAGAAUCCUUUUUUAGAUGUACCAAUAUGGAAAGGAACACUUAAAAAGGCCAACUGCAACGAAGUUUUGGACUGCGUAAAAAAAGCCUUGUCUGAGAUAAUGUAUUUAUAGAGGACCCUCUGUGCAAAAUUUGAAGUUUGAAAUAUGAGUUUGAGAUUGCAACGGCUAACCCUUGCAAUCUCGGAAACCAUGCUGCUGUGUAGCGUAGAUACUGCAGCUUGGUGCCAGCUCAGAUUGGACUGUUGGAGUAUAUGUGAAGCACAGAUAUAGCUCAUGUUACGCCAUCUCUGAACUCGUCGCUGCCGUGGGUUGCAGCGACGAGCCCUCUUGCUGUUGAGACGUUCAGAACUACCGUGUGCUCCGAUUGGUCUCUCUGGUUCUCCAGGCGUGCCGACGCAACCCACCCCGAGUGCCCGUGGCACACUAAAGAAUUUUGGACGCAGCAUGCUGGGACUUGCAUCAUAGCGACACCAUCACGUGCACACACUGUCUGCCUAGGUGCAGUUUAAAGGUUGGUAACAAAAAGCUAUACAAUUAAAAGCGCUGCGGCGUUGCAAACAUUGGAUUAGUGGUACAUAUUACUUUAUAACAAGUUUAGCUGAAGUGAAAUUUUUUUUGCAGUUGGGGGCCUUUAAUCUGUGUUCAAAAUAGCAUUUCCUGUAAAGGUGUGAAUCUGAACGUCCUUUCACUACUAUUUUGUAAACAAUUUCUGUGUUAAAGAAUGCCACCCACCAAAUGGAACAUUUCUUUAUCUGAGCACAGGCACAAGAAAAAUAUCUGGCUGUAAAUGAAAAUCUGGUGUUCCUUUUUAUAUUGGUGCUUCUUGUGCAUAACAUGACAAAAUGGAGGAGAACAUAUCUGUGUAGUACUGUCAAGCAGAGAUACUGCUGCCUUUGAAUUCAUAUGCCCAAUUUUAGUGUUCAGCAAACUUAUUAAAUCAACAGCGUUUACUGCCGAGUCAUACUCGGCAUGCCUGUCCCGGUGUACAGUUUGAACUGAAUUUUCUAAUAUGUUGCCUUGAUAAGAGAAAAUAAAGAAUUUGAAAUGUGGC
This is a messenger RNA of Dermacentor silvarum, 7151 nucleotides long. RefSeq lists its product as uncharacterized. The record is from RefSeq and is a predicted model, not a curated record. Gene Ontology annotation, cellular component: nucleus; cytoplasm. The transcript is spliced from 17 exons. NCBI's taxonomy places the organism in Eukaryota, Metazoa, Arthropoda, Arachnida, Ixodida, Ixodidae. The coding region runs from base 258 to 2705 and encodes 815 amino acids. Gene Ontology annotation, molecular function: protein serine/threonine phosphatase activity; calcium ion binding.